Molecule: messenger RNA, 2010 nt
Organism: Cavia porcellus (domestic guinea pig)
Lineage: Eukaryota; Metazoa; Chordata; Mammalia; Rodentia; Caviidae
Gene: Afp
Product: alpha fetoprotein
Exons: 15
Coding region: 45-1880 (611 amino acids)
Biological process (GO): transport
Cellular component (GO): cytoplasm; blood microparticle
Source: RefSeq, a predicted model, not a curated record
CUAUCUUGCUUCCACUGCAGCCAACAGUGAGAUACCUGGCAACCAUGAAGCUGGUGGCAUCAGUUAUUUUAGUUUUCCUACUAUGUUUCACGGACUCCAAAACACUGCAUAAAAAUGCAUAUGGAAUAGCCUCCAUGUUGGAUUCCUCCCAGUGCUCUUCGGAGAUGAAUCUGGCUAAUGUAGCUACCAUAUUGUUCUCCCAAUUUGUCCAAGACGCCACUUAUGAGGAAGUGAGAAAAAUGGUGACAGAUGUAUUGACUGUAAUCAAGAAACCCACUGGCAGUGAACAACUUGCAGAAUGUUUAGAAAAUCAGCUAUCCACCUUUCUGGAAGAAAUCUGUCAUGAGAGGGCAACCCAUGAGAAGUAUGGACUUGCAGACUGCUGCAGCCGCAGCGGAGAGGAAAGGCACAAGUGUCUACUUACACGCAAAAGGGCUGCUCCAGCAUCCAUUCCACCCUUGCAAGUUCCAGACAUGGUCACGAGUUGCAAAGCAUAUGAAGAAAACAGGGAGACGGUCCUAAACAAAUACAUCUACGAGGUGUCCAGGAGACACCCCUUCCUCUACACACCCACUGCUCUCUCUUUGGCUGCCCGCUAUGACAAAAUAUUUCCAUCGUGUUGCAAAGCUGAAAACGCAGCUGAAUGCUUCCAAACGGAGGUAGCACCAAUUACAAAAGAUCUACAAGAAAGCAGUUUAUUAAACCAACAUGCAUGUGCAGUGAUGAGGAAUUUUGGGCCCCGCACCUUUCAAGCCAUAACCAUCACGAAGCUGAGCCAGAAAUUUCCGAAAGCGAAUUUUUCUGAAAUGCAGAAACUGGUCCUGGACGUGGCCCACGUGCAUGAGGAGUGCUGCCAGGGAAACGCGCUGGAGUGCCUGCAGGACGGGGAGAAAAUAAUGUCUUACAUCUGCUCGAAGCAAGACGUUCUGUCGAGCAAAAUAGCAGAAUGCUGUAAACUUCCCGUCCUUGAGCUCGGCCACUGCAUAAUCCACGCGGAAAACGGCGAGACGCCUGCCGGCCUCUCCCCGGAGCUGGAGCUGGGCGGGUUCCUAGGGGACAGAGAUUUCAGUCGCUUCACCCCGGGAGAAAAAACGAUGUUCUUGGCCAGUUUUAUUCAUGAAUAUUCACGAAGACACACUGCACUUGCUGUCUCAAUAAUACUACGAAUUGCUAACGGAUACCAGGAGUUACUAGAGAAAUGUUUCCAGUCUAAAAACCCCCUUGAAUGCCAGAAUAAAGGGGAGCAAGAGCUGCAGAAAUUCAUCCAGGAGAGCCAGGCGAUGGCGACACGAAGCUGCGGCCUCUACCAGAAACUUGGAGAGUAUCACCUGCAAAACUCGUUUCUCAUUACUUACACGAAGAAAGCCCCUCAGCUGACCACAUCUGAGCUGAUGGCCUUCACCAGGAAAAUGGUGACCACAGCGGCCACAUGUUGUAAACUCAGUGGGGACAAGCAGUUGGCCUGUGGGGAAGGAGCGGCUGACCUCAUUAUUGGACAGUUGUGUAUCAGACAUGAAGCACGCCCCGUGAAUCCUGGCGUGGGCCGCUGCUGCAGCUCGUCUUAUGCUGACCGAAGGCCGUGCUUCAGCCGUCUGCUGGUGGACGAAACCUAUGUCUCCCCACCAUUCUCUGCUGACAAAUUCAUCUUCCAUAAAGAUCUGUGCCAGGCUCAGGGUGCAGCACUACAAGAAAUGAAGCAAGAGCUUCUCAUUAACCUUGUGAAGCAGAAAGUGCAGAUAACAGAGGAACAGCUGGAGGCCAUCAUCCCAGAUUUCUCUGGCUUUGUGGAGAAGUGCUGCCAGCAUCAGGAGCAGGAAGCCUGCUUCGCUGAGGAGGGCCCAAAGCUGAUUUCAAAAACUCGUACUUCUUUGGGAGUUUAAAUUACUUCAGGAGGAAGAGGAGAGAGUCUUUGCAGUUUGGCGUAAACUCUAAUUCCAAAUAAUCCUUUAAUGAAAUGAUGAAGAUUUUAAUGUGAAAUUUCCCCUACAACAAAAUAAAAUAUCUCCAAAA